Molecule: messenger RNA, 1257 nt
Organism: Colletotrichum orchidophilum
Lineage: Eukaryota; Fungi; Ascomycota; Sordariomycetes; Glomerellales; Glomerellaceae
Exons: 2
Coding region: 1-1257 (418 amino acids)
Molecular function (GO): oxidoreductase activity
Source: RefSeq, a predicted model, not a curated record
AUGCGUCGAGCGGUUCCCGAUGCCCCAGAUCUCGCUCUACCAUUUCUGAACGAGUGUCGGCCCUUUGACCAGAACCCGCCUCUUCCCUGGAUCCUGACCAAUCCCACUUUCGAUCUGGAUGGAGAUAACACCAACCCUCUUUACUCCUACAAGUUCCAAAAGGGAGUCGCAGACAAUCAUGAGAAGCCAUCCGAUGCUCAGCGAUACAGCAAGUCGACGGGUUCACAGACGGCUCGGUACCCGCUUGCGGGUGUUGCUGAUUUGAAUGGGGAUAAAUCUACCAAUGAUCCAGCCAACCAUCCCAGCAUAUUGAACGGCAAUAUCGCAGUGUGGCUGAAUGGGAAAGUUCAACUUGGAAAUAAAGCGUCUCCAACGCCGAUUCCGGACACUGUAUCCGUCGUUGCUAGGUACAAGGUCAGCCUCGAUGCUCCAGACUACACUCUGUUCUCGAACAAGGCUUCCAGGGGCGAGUGGCUUCACAAAAUGAGAGGCACAUUGCAGAACAAGGCUCCGUUCAAGUUCCACACAUCGCUCGAAGACCCUCACAAUGCUGUGCACCUCGCCAUCGGAGGCUUCUACCAAGGUGGGGAAGAUAAGGCCAAGCCCAUCGAGGGCGCUCACGGUGACAUGGGCGAGAAUGAAACCGCCAGUUUCGAUCCCAUCUUCUUCCUACACCAUGCCUUCAUCGAUUAUGUCUUCUGGACGUGGCAAGUCAAGCAUGACCUUACCCAGGCGGGUAGCUUAUCAGUGGAGUAUGAUAUCACGGCGGGAACGCUCAGCGCAGGGAGCCCCGUCCUACCUCCGGGAAGCAAGCUGGGGAUGAUCAGUCCUCUUGCACCCUUUUUGAAGUCAGGCAGUGUCAGUGAACCUAUGUUCUACACCUCAGACGACAUCACCAAUAUCACCCAGCUGGGCUAUGGGUAUGGCGAGGGCUCCCUCGAUCUUCCGACCAGCGGACCGGUUCUUGGUGAUCCUGAACUUCCACUCCUCGCCGUUGCCCGCGUCAGCGGCAUUAGCACCAAAGACCAUGAGGGAUCUUUUGUCAUCCGCACCUCUGCUAAGCUUCCUGACGGGAGAGAAAACAAGCUUGAGACGUUUACAUACAUUCACUUUGGCGAGGACCUGAUGAGAGCAAUUGGAGCCGAGCGCAAAGAGGAUAUCCAGAGCAAGCUGACUGUUUCUGUCCAAAAACGCGGUCAAUUUUCACCAGCAAAAGACUCUUUCGCUGUAACACAGCCGAUGAUCGAGAUCUUUUAA